AUGUGCUACUAUGGAAGCUACUACAGAGGUCUCGGCUGCGGCUGCGGCUGCGGCUGCGGCUGUGGCUGUGGCUGUGGAGGCCUAGGUUAUGGCUAUGGCUAUGGCAGAUUUGGUUAUGGCUGCUGCCGCCCAUGCUGCUGUGGGAGAUUCUGGUCCUAUGGAUUCUACUGA
Messenger RNA from Mus pahari (shrew mouse), 171 nucleotides. RefSeq names its product keratin-associated protein 20-2-like. NCBI's taxonomy places the organism in Eukaryota, Metazoa, Chordata, Mammalia, Rodentia, Muridae. The transcript has a single exon. The coding region runs from base 1 to 171 and encodes 56 amino acids. The record is from RefSeq and is a predicted model, not a curated record.